AUGGCUUGUACAAGACUACAGAGUAGUACAAAGCUGAAGAAAAUUUUACAGGAUUCAAAGGAUGGUGUAGUAGAGGCUGAUGUCAGAAACAGAAUUCAGCCACUAAAAGAGCAGCUUACGAAUACAAUAAAUCUUCUACACACUAUCUUCGAAUCCCAUGUAUUCAUUGCAACCUGUCGAGGUUAUUGGGAUAGGAUGGGACAGGUAGAAAUCGUAGAAUUACUUGCAUCUGGAUACUAUUAA
Molecule: messenger RNA, 243 nt
Organism: Ilex paraguariensis (yerba mate)
Lineage: Eukaryota; Viridiplantae; Streptophyta; Magnoliopsida; Aquifoliales; Aquifoliaceae
Source: the annotation of a GenBank genome assembly